Molecule: messenger RNA, 899 nt
Organism: Pogonomyrmex barbatus (red harvester ant)
Lineage: Eukaryota; Metazoa; Arthropoda; Insecta; Hymenoptera; Formicidae
Product: serine/arginine-rich splicing factor 7
Molecular function (GO): zinc ion binding; RNA binding
Source: RefSeq, a predicted model, not a curated record
AUGACAACCGCGAACGCAUCGAAUACCAGUGCUAGCAAGCAACAAUUGGAGGAAGCAUUUUCCUACUAUGGGCCAUUGCAUAAUGUUUGGGUUGCUAGAAACCCUCCUGGAUUUGCCUUUGUUGAAUUUGAAGAUCCUAGAGAUGCGGAAGAUGCGGUGAGAGGGCUAGAUGGUCGUACUCUGUGUGGCAGACGUGUACGUGUGGAAUUAUCAAAUGGAAAGAAAUUAAGAGAUAGAGGCUUCUCCAGGAGAGGAAUUGGAAGGCCCUUUCAUCCGGAAGAUAAAUGUUAUGAAUGUGGCGAAAGGGGUCAUUAUGCUAGAGAUUGUCAUCGUCAUAGAACUUCUCGCAGAAGAAGGUGGUCCCGUUCGCGAUCAAAGUCAAAAUCAAGAUCACGAUCGCGAUCGCGCUCACGCUCGCGCUCACGUUCCCGCUCGAGAUCCCGCAGUAAUCGCUCGCGCUCGCGCUCAUCACGACGCAGCCCAUCCCACAACAGGAGCGUUCCCGCCAAGGAUAAGUAUCGUAAGAAACGGAAGACCGUUUCCAAAGAUCGAAGCAAAUCGAAGUCUCGAUCAGGCUCCAGAUCACGAAGCAGAUAAAUGCGGAUAUGGAUUUAAUGAUUCACAUCGGAUUCCCUUAUAAUUUAACUAGAAAGCUGCAAUUCCUUCGAUUGAAGAUCAGUCUAUCUUACUUGAUAUAUGCACUUACUGCAUAUUGUUCUUAAUGAUUAUAAAUAGCAUUAACAGCUUCAUGUAAACAAAAGAUUCUGUAUGAAAGGAAACAUGCAAUGUUAUUUUAUUGACUACGCGGGUUUUUUUUUUUAAAGUUCUUUGCUCAUGUUCACUGCUCGCAUUUAAGUUACUGUAACCGAUAUUCAAUAAAAAUGAUAGCUUUCCAGACA